UCUUGUGACAGUAAUUUGACGCCAUCUCUUAUAGGAACUGGAGAUGCUAAUUUAUCUUUGCGAAAGCAGAAGCCAGGCACCUGUAAUCAAUGAAUGUUGUCCUAAAUUACAGACAAAGACCACAAACCACUAAAGUGUGACUCCUCCUAGUUAAUGCCUUUCAAAGAAGAAAUAACACCUUCCCUCAAUCAUAGCCUGACAGCUCUGUAUAUUCAUCUUUCUUGCUCUACUCCACUAUGGCCUUCAUCAAUGGGACCGACUCCUCGUCCUCUCUGGCAUUUUACUUCUCAAACAGCAACUGCUCCUCCUCUGGAGUGUCUCUGUUGUCCUGCGUCGAUCCAUCGUACGUCGCUGCAUUUGUGAUUGCUGUAAUCAGCUGCCUUUUGGGGAUCCCGACUAACAUCCUGAUGAUUGUGAAACUCAGCCAGCAUCUGCGAGGCUCCUCAAUGACAAAGCGGCUUAUUUUCAACCUGGCACUGUCCGACCUCCUUUCUCUGUUCUGUUUGCUGAGUGCCGGACUCCUUUUUGUCAAAGGACCCGCUUUGACUCACGGUUUGUGUCAGCUGUUCUUUUACGUCUUCUUAUUCUGCAUAACCUCCAGUUCAAACAUCCUGGUGCUGAUAAGCAUCCAACGAUACUAUCAGAUUCUUCAUCAUGCUAAGUGGGAAAAAGUGACCCGAGCUUGGCAGAGAGUUCUGCUGUUCACUGUGUGGAUGCUUGGCGCCCUGCUGCCUCUUCCACUUGCGCUUUCACUAACGGAGGGGAAGAUGGGAGCCCAGUCAUUGGACAGGCUUCCCUGCAGGAGUAAAGUGAUCCCACCACUAGCAGAGGUGGUCUACAUUGUUAUACUAUCGGCUGGUCAGCUUGUGUUGCUGUUCUUUUAUGUACGGCUUUUCAAAGGCGUCAAGAACGUUAAGCUGUCUGACAAGCAAAAGCGCAAGAUGAAUAACUUCUUCAGUCGGAUCCUCGCUGUCGCUCUAGUUGACUUUUUACCUCUGCUGGCCCGCAUCGUGGCCGUCGCUGCCCAUUUUACAGAUUCAAAGAUGUUGUCUCUUGUUAGCAAGAAUCUGACAGUUAUUGAAGUGUUGUACUUCUUAAAUCACUGUCUGAAUCCACUGCUGUUUUUCUUUGCCUCUCGACAUCAACUAAGAGACGGAAAGAAGAGGAAGCUCUACCUCAUGGCUCUUAAUGAGAUUACUUAACGAGGUCCUUGCACAUCUGGGGUAUUCCAUCUUUUUUUUUUUUUUUUACACACUUUAAAUAUUAAAUGUGGCAUAUCGAUAACUAU
Messenger RNA from Fundulus heteroclitus (mummichog), 1288 nucleotides. RefSeq names its product C-X-C chemokine receptor type 2. The record is from RefSeq and is a predicted model, not a curated record. Gene Ontology annotation, molecular function: G protein-coupled peptide receptor activity. Lineage: Eukaryota; Metazoa; Chordata; Actinopteri; Cyprinodontiformes; Fundulidae. The transcript has 2 exons. The coding region runs from base 237 to 1202 and encodes 321 amino acids. Gene Ontology annotation, biological process: neuropeptide signaling pathway. Gene Ontology annotation, cellular component: membrane.